GGAGACGACUCUGGUCUUCAAAGCCUCCAGGUCUUUCCAUACAGCUCCUGGCCAGCACUGUCCUUGGGUGCAGGUUUAUGACGAGGGGUGCUUCUCCAGCCCCCCUGCACCGGGACCCCGUCCUGCAGACUCCCGGGUUCCCCGCAGACCCUCCGCUCCUGGCCGUGCUGCUCAGGUGGCUGAGGAGUAGCUGGGACAGCUGGAAGUGUUCCCCACGCCGUACAGAGCCCUGACAACUUUCCUCCUGCAUCGGCUCCUUACCUUGCACGGAGACGUUCAGGCUCCUUUCGCUGCCAGGUGUUUCUGAGGCACUUUCCACCUGACAUCUGUAGCCUCUGGGGUCUGAGGAGAUGGAAGGAAGGAUGAACCACUUCAGUUACAGCACACAAGAGGUGAGUUGUGCCAGGAUGGCUGGUGUCACUGACCCCCCUCACCCAGGACGAUCUUUCCUGUGUUUGCACUGGUGAUGUUAUCAGAGCCGGGGGAAGAGACGUGUAACCCUAACUUGGUGUCAUUAAAGUUCGUUUUGGAAGUGGAUAACUGCUCAGGUUGCAAGAAUAACAAGAGCGCUGAGAGCCCAGUUUGUACGAGCCAUGGAGGAGUCUUCGCAGCCCCCGAAGCCCCUGGAGAUGAACCCUCACUCUCGCUUCAUUAUUGGCUCCGUGUCGGAGGAUAACUCGGAGGAUGAGACGAGCUCCUUGGUGAAACUCGAUCUGCUGGAGGAGAAGGAGAGGUCUUUGUCGCCCGCGUCUGUCUGCUCCGACUCCCUUUCCGAUCUGGGACUCUCUAACGCUCAGGAUGGCCUGGCGAGCCAUAUGAGGCCCAGCAUGUCUGGUUUGCACCUUGUAAAGCAAGGCCGGGACAGGAAGAAGGUUGACGUGCAGCGGGAUUUCACGGUGGCUUCUCCUGCAGAAUUUGUUACUCGGUUUGGAGGGAAUAAAGUUAUUGAAAAGGUCCUGAUAGCAAAUAACGGCAUCGCAGCAGUGAAAUGCAUGAGGUCCAUCCGCCGCUGGUCCUACGAGAUGUUCCGAAACGAGCGGGCGAUCAGAUUUGUGGUCAUGGUGACUCCCGAGGACCUGAAAGCAAACGCGGAGUACAUUAAAAUGGCAGAUCACUACGUCCCAGUUCCAGGAGGACCAAACAACAACAACUAUGCAAACGUGGAGCUCAUCCUUGAUAUUGCAAAGCGGAUUCCAGUGCAGGCUGUGUGGGCUGGCUGGGGCCAUGCGUCCGAGAACCCUAAGCUGCCAGAACUUCUCCACAAAAACGGGAUUGCUUUCAUGGGUCCUCCAAGCCAAGCGAUGUGGGCCUUGGGAGAUAAAAUUGCGUCUUCAAUAGUGGCUCAGACUGCCGGCAUCCCGACCCUUCCAUGGAGCGGCAGUGGUCUUCGAGUGGAUUGGCAGGAAAAUGAUCUUCAGAAGCGUAUCUUGAAUGUUCCUCAGGAACUAUACGAAAAAGGCUACGUGAAGGACGCCGAUGACGGGCUGCGGGCUGCUGAGGAGGUUGGCUACCCUGUCAUGAUCAAGGCUUCUGAAGGAGGAGGAGGAAAAGGAAUCAGGAAAGUUAACAAUGCAGACGACUUCCCCAACCUAUUUAGACAGGUUCAAGCCGAAGUCCCGGGCUCCCCAAUCUUUGUCAUGAGACUGGCCAAGCAGUCGCGGCACCUGGAGGUGCAGAUCCUGGCAGACCAGUACGGCAACGCCAUCUCCCUCUUUGGCCGGGACUGCUCCGUGCAGCGCCGCCACCAGAAGAUUAUCGAGGAGGCACCUGCUUCUAUUGCCACUUCAGUGGUGUUUGAGCACAUGGAACAGUGCGCGGUGAAGCUGGCCAAAAUGGUGGGGUACGUGAGCGCGGGCACGGUGGAGUAUCUGUACAGCCAGGACGGCAGCUUCUACUUUCUGGAGCUGAACCCCCGCCUGCAAGUGGAGCACCCCUGCACCGAGAUGGUGGCGGACGUGAACCUGCCGGCAGCGCAGCUGCAGAUCGCCAUGGGGAUUCCCCUCCACAGGAUCAAGGAUAUCCGAGUGAUGUAUGGUGUUUCUCCAUGGGGAGAUGCCUCUAUCGAUUUUGAGAACUCAGCCCACGUCCCCUGUCCCCGUGGCCACGUCAUCGCUGCUCGGAUCACCAGCGAGAAUCCCGACGAGGGAUUUAAGCCCAGUUCUGGUACGGUUCAGGAGCUGAAUUUCCGCAGCAAUAAGAAUGUCUGGGGCUAUUUCAGUGUUGCUGCUGCAGGAGGGCUUCAUGAAUUUGCUGACUCUCAGUUUGGUCACUGCUUCUCUUGGGGAGAAAACCGUGAAGAAGCCAUCUCAAACAUGGUGGUGGCUUUGAAGGAGCUGUCCAUCCGGGGGGAUUUCCGAACCACGGUGGAGUACCUGAUUAAACUGCUGGAAACAGAGAGCUUCCAGCAGAACCGCAUCGACACGGGCUGGUUGGAUCGGCUUAUUGCUGAGAAAGUUCAGGCGGAAAGGCCCGACACGAUGCUGGGGGUGGUGUGCGGGGCCCUGCACGUGGCUGACGUGAGCUUCCGAAACAGCGUCUCCAACUUCCUGCACUCUCUCGAAAGGGGCCAAGUCCUGCCUGCUCACACCCUGCUGAACACGGUGGACGUGGAACUCAUCUACGAAGGACGGAAAUACGUGCUGAAGGUGACCCGGCAGUCGCCCAAUUCCUACGUGGUCAUCAUGAACAGCUCGUGUGUGGAGGUUGACGUGCACCGGCUGAGCGACGGGGGGCUGCUCCUGUCCUACGACGGCAGCAGCUACACCACCUACAUGAAGGAAGAAGUGGACAGGUAUCGCAUCACUAUAGGCAACAAGACCUGUGUGUUUGAGAAGGAAAACGAUCCCUCUAUUCUGCGCUCACCGUCGGCUGGGAAGCUGAUCCAGUAUGUGGUGGAGGACGGGGGACACGUGUUUGCAGGCCAGUGCUUUGCAGAAAUAGAGGUGAUGAAAAUGGUGAUGACACUAACAGCAGGAGAAUCAGGCUGCAUCCAUUAUGUCAAACGCCCAGGGGCGGUGUUGGAUCCAGGCUGUGUGAUUGCCAAGCUCCAGCUGGAUGAUCCCAGCAGGGUUCAGCAGGCUGAGCUGCACACGGGUACCCUGCCGCAGAUCCAGAGCACAGCACUGCGAGGCGAGAAGCUCCAUCGCAUCUUCCAUUAUGUCCUAGAUAACCUGGUCAAUGUGAUGAACGGGUACUGCCUGCCAGAGCCCUACUUCAGCAGCAAGGUGAAAGGCUGGGUUGAGCGACUAAUGAAGACACUGAGAGAUCCAUCUUUGCCUCUGCUGGAACUUCAGGACAUCAUGACCAGUGUUUCUGGACGGAUCCCACCCAAUGUGGAGAAGUCCAUCAAGAAGGAGAUGGCCCAGUAUGCCAGCAACAUCACAUCAGUCCUUUGCCAGUUUCCCAGCCAACAGAUUGCCAACAUCUUGGAUAGCCACGCGGCCACCUUGAACCGCAAAUCGGAGCGUGAAGUCUUCUUCAUGAACACGCAGAGCAUUGUGCAGCUGGUGCAGAGGUACCGCAGUGGUAUCCGGGGUCACAUGAAAGCAGUGGUGAUGGAUCUGCUCCGGCAGUACCUCAAGGUGGAGACGCAGUUUCAGCACGGUCACUACGACAAGUGUGUCUUUACCCUUCGGGAAGAGAACAAAAGCGACAUGAACGCUGUAUUGAACUACAUCUUCUCACAUGCUCAGGUCACCAAGAAGAACCUGCUCGUUACGAUGCUCAUCGACCAGCUGUGUGGCCGUGACCCCACCUUGACAGAUGAGCUGAUUAAUAUUCUGACGGAGCUGACGCAGCUCAGCAAGACGACGAACGCGAAGGUGGCCCUGCGAGCGCGCCAGGUUCUCAUUGCUUCCCAUUUGCCGUCCUACGAGCUGCGUCACAACCAGGUGGAGUCCAUCUUUCUGUCCGCCAUUGACAUGUAUGGACACCAGUUCUGCAUUGAGAACCUGCAGAAACUCAUUUUGUCCGAGACAUCCAUCUUUGAUGUGCUGCCCAACUUCUUCUACCACAGUAACCAGGUGGUGAGAAUGGCAGCUUUGGAGGUAUAUGUUCGAAGGGCGUAUAUUGCCUAUGAGUUAAACAGCGUCCAGCAUCGCCAGCUGAGGGAUAACACCUGUGUGGUGGAGUUCCAGUUCAUGCUUCCCACCUCCCAUCCGAACAGAGGGAACAUCCCCACGCUAAACAGAAUGUCCUUCUCUUCCAACCUCAAUCACUACGGGAUGGUCCACGUGGCGAGCGUGAGCGACGUCCUGCUGGACAACUCGUUCACUCCGCCAUGCCAGCGCAUGGGCGGGAUGGUCUCCUUCCGCACCUUCGAGGACUUUGUCAGGAUCUUUGAUGAAGUGAUGGGUUGCUUCUGUGACUCUCCUCCGCAGAGCCCCACGUUCCCCGAAGCUGGCCAUGCUUCCUUGUACGAUGAAGACAAGGCUGCCCGCGAGGAGCCCAUUCACAUCCUGAAUGUUGCCAUUAAAACGGACAGUGACGUUGACGAUGACGGGCUGGCAGCGAUGUUCCGCGAGUUCACGCAGAGCAAGAAAUCCGUCCUGAUCGAACACGGGAUUCGGAGGCUGACGUUCCUUGUAGCACAAAAGGACUUCAGGAAGCAGGUCAACUAUGAGGUGGAUCAGAGAUUUCACAGGGAGUUCCCAAAGUUCUUCACGUUCCGUGCCCGGGAUAAGUUUGAGGAGGACAGGAUCUACCGGCACCUGGAGCCGGCUCUGGCUUUCCAGCUGGAGUUGAACCGAAUGCGAAACUUUGAUCUCACCGCCAUUCCCUGUGCCAACCACAAAAUGCAUCUGUACCUGGGAGCAGCCAAGGUGGAAGUGGGCACGGAAGUGACGGACUACAGGUUCUUCGUCAGGGCCAUCAUAAGGCACUCGGACCUGAUCACCAAGGAAGCCUCCUUUGAGUACCUGCAAAACGAGGGAGAGCGAUUGCUUUUGGAAGCCAUGGAUGAGUUGGAGGUGGCAUUUAACAACACCAAUGUCCGCACUGACUGCAACCACAUCUUCUUAAAUUUCGUGCCUACUGUCAUCAUGGACCCGUCGAAGAUCGAGGAGGCGGUGCGGAGCAUGGUGAUGCGCUACGGGAGCCGCCUCUGGAAGCUCCGCGUCCUCCAAGCCGAGCUCAAGAUCAACAUUCGGUUGACGCCGACGGGGAAGGCGAUUCCCAUUCGGCUCUUCCUGACCAACGAGUCGGGCUAUUAUUUGGACAUCAGCCUGUACAAAGAGGUGACGGACUCCCGGACAGGACAGAUAAUGUUCCAGGCAUACGGGGACAAACAGGGACCACUUCAUGGGAUGCUGAUCAAUACCCCGUAUGUGACCAAGGACCUGCUUCAGUCCAAGAGGUUCCAGGCCCAGUCUUUGGGGACAUCGUAUGUCUAUGACAUUCCCGAGAUGUUUCGGCAGUCUCUGAUUAAGCUCUGGGAGUCUAUGAACGAGCACGCGUUCCUGCCCACCCCGCCGCUGCCUUCCGACAUGCUGACGUACACCGAGCUGGUGCUGGAUGAUCAGGGCCAGCUGGUGCACAUGAACAGGCUGCCGGGAGGAAAUGAGGUUGGGAUGGUGGCCUGGAAGAUGACCCUGAAGACCCCCGAGUACCCAGAAGGCCGCGAUAUCAUUGUCAUUGGCAAUGACAUAACCUACCGAAUUGGUUCUUUCGGGCCUCAAGAGGACGUGCUGUUCCUGAGGGCGUCAGAGCUUGCCCGAACACACGGCAUCCCCCGCAUCUAUGUGGCUGCCAACAGCGGAGCCAGGAUUGGUUUGGCUGAGGAGAUUCGGCACAUGUUCCACGUGGCUUGGGAAGAUCCCGAUGACCCAUACAAGGGAUACAAGUACUUGUACCUGACUCCUCAGGACUAUAAGAAAGUCAGUGCCCUGAACUCAGUUCACUGUGAGCAUGUGGAGGACAACGGAGAGUCCAGGUAUAAGAUAACAGAUAUUAUCGGAAAGGAAGACGGACUUGGAAUAGAGAACCUCAGAGGAUCUGGCAUGAUUGCUGGAGAAUCAUCUUUAGCCUAUGAGAGUAUUAUCACCAUCAACUUGGUUACAUGUCGGGCAAUUGGAAUUGGCGCUUACCUUGUUCGGCUGGGCCAGAGGACCAUCCAGGUUGAGAACUCUCAUAUCAUCCUGACUGGCUGCGGAGCCCUCAACAAAGUGCUUGGACGGGAAGUUUAUACCUCCAACAACCAGCUGGGCGGGAUCCAGAUCAUGCACAACAACGGAGUGACGCACAGCACGGUGUGUGAUGAUUUUGAAGGAGUUUACACGAUUCUGCAGUGGCUUUCCUACAUGCCCAAGAGCGUGUACAGCCCUGUUCCCAUCCUCAGAGUCAAGGAUCCCAUAGACAGACCCAUCGAGUUCGUUCCUACCAAGACCCCGUACGACCCUCGCUGGAUGCUGGCCGGCCGCCCCAAUCCGAGUCAGAAAGGACAGUGGCUCAGUGGGUUCUUUGACAAUGGCUCGUUCCUGGAAAUCAUGCAGCCCUGGGCACAGACAGUUGUGGUUGGCAGAGCAAGGCUGGGGGGAAUACCUGUCGGAGUAGUUGCCGUAGAAACGCGGACGGUGGAGCUCAGCAUCCCCGCUGACCCGGCAAACCUGGACUCGGAGGCCAAGAUAAUCCAGCAGGCUGGCCAGGUGUGGUUCCCUGACUCUGCCUUCAAGACCGCGCAGGCCAUCAAUGACUUCAACAGAGAGGGGCUGCCGCUCAUGGUCUUCGCCAACUGGAGAGGCUUCUCUGGUGGCAUGAAAGACAUGUACGACCAGGUGCUGAAGUUCGGUGCCUACAUUGUGGAUGGUCUGCGGGAAUAUCGGCAGCCUGUGCUGAUCUACAUCCCACCGCAGGCGGAGCUCAGAGGGGGAUCCUGGGCUGUGAUCGACCCCACCAUCAACCCUCGGCACAUGGAGAUGUACGCGGACCGCGAGAGCAGAGGAGGAAUCCUGGAGCCAGAGGGGACGGUAGAGAUCAAGUUCCGCAGGAAGGAUCUGGUGAAGACGAUGAGGCGAGUGGACCCGGUGUACACGCGGCUGGCGGAGCGCCUGGGGACCCCCGAGCUGAGCCCGGCCGAGCGCAAGGAGCUGGAGGCCAAGCUGAAGGAGCGGGAGGAGUUCCUGAGCCCCAUCUACCACCAGGUUGCCAUGCAGUUCGCCGACCUGCACGACACGCCCGGGCGGAUGCAGGAGAAAGGAGCCAUAACCGACAUUCUAGACUGGAAAACUUCCCGCACCUUCUUCUACUGGAGAUUAAGGCGACUUCUUCUGGAAGAUGUGGUCAAGAGGAAGAUCCACGCCGCCAACCCCGAGCUGACGGACGGGCAGAUCCAGGCCAUGCUGAGACGCUGGUUUGUGGAAGUCGAGGGGACCGUGAAGGCGUAUCUGUGGGACAGUAACAAGGACCUGGUGGAGUGGCUGGAGAAGCAGCUGACGGAAGAAGAAGGAGUUCGCUCAGUCGUGGAGGAAAACAUCAAGUACAUCUCCCGGGAUUACAUCCUGAAGCAGAUCCGGAGCCUGGUCCAGGCCAACCCCGAGGUCGCCAUGGAUUCCAUCGUGCACAUGACCCAGCACAUAUCGCCCACCCAGCGAGCCGAGGUCGUGCGGAUCCUCUCCACAAUGGACUCGCCUUCUUCAACGUAAGAGCAUCGAUCUCCCGCGCACCCCCUGCCCGGUACAGUGCAGAUAAAAAGAAAGAAGCUCAGAAUUGCCCUUUGUCUGCUCGACUGCGCCCGCUGUACCGAGACGGGAGGCUUGGGGAAACACUGGAAGAGUGACAUUUCUAUUUUUCCAGCUCAGACUGACCAGAGGAAGUGUGUUCUUUGGCCAGAGACACGAGGAAAAUGUAUAAACACAAGCGCCUGCGGAACUGAGUUACAGCUGUCUUAACUGUACCUUAUUUAUUUAACGAAGCGCGACUGGACCAACGCAUCGGUUGGCUGUUGGGCUGCCAGGCAAUGACAGGUGCUGCAGCACCGUGAGCUCUUGGCGUAGCAAAGCGGGGCCUCGUUUAAAUGAACACCCCCGUGUCCCCGCCCGCUUCUCUUUGUGCCCCCCGGCAGCAGGUUCGUGCUGACAAGUGCCAACGUCCCCCCGAGCACGUGGCUGCAGCCGGGGACGGGCUGGGAGCCCCAGAGCCUCCCCACGGAUCAGCCUCUCGUCUCCGUCAGCCAGUGGGGAUUUGGAUUUCAAACGUCUUGUCUUGUUCUGGAGUCGCAGAGGAAAAGCCACAUUUGAGGCAGGGCUGUCCCGCAGCCCGGGCAGGCUCCUGGGCUGCCCAGGACAGUGACAGGGGCAGGAUUUUGGGGGCUCGGUCCCCACUCGCUUUGCCUUUGUGCCCCAUUGCUGUAGAGUAGGUCAGUAAACUGUGAAAGGCCCUUCUAGGAGGAGACCAAAACUCAGCUGCCCAGCCUCCUCCCUCCCCACUUAUUUUGAGGGAUAACACACAGGCAGCCCCACUGUUGUGUAUCUGUUGUGUAAGUGCCGGCCCUUCCAUGGGAGUGCGGGGCUGAAGCAGAAAUACAGCUGCCAGGAGACAGGAGGGGAAAGGACGGAGCCGAACACCCCGAUGGGGCUGGAGCUGUACAAGGAAAUCUCAAGUCUAACCCCCCGAGCAAAGUUUUCCAUCACCCCUGCCCAGAGCCGCCUGCGCCGGCCGUCCCCGUGCGCUGGGGAAGGGGCCGCCGGGAUUCAGGUAAAGCACCAAAAUAAUGCUACUUUUGGUGAUCCCCCUCCUCAGCACCAGCUGGAUCUCCCCUGUCCCAGCGGUGACUUGGCAGCCGGUCGGAGACGUUGUCACGGUGGCUGUUGGUGGAGUACUGGAGAGCUGACACCAAUGAUUGUCCUAAAAGUGUUCUGGAUUUCACAGUUCUUCCAGAACAGUGAAUCGGAGGGGAUGUUUUUAAUCAGAGAACUAAUGAACGAUGAUGCCGGAGCCUCGCACCUGCGCCAUCUGCACAUGCGGUGCCAGUGGAGCACUGACAUGGCAGGGAUGAGAUUUUCUUAAGAGUUAAGAACCCAAAUUUGGUUUAAGAGGCUCUUUUUUUCCCCUCUAGAGCCCCCUGAACAACCCCCAGAGAUGCUUUUACUUACACCAGUGUGGGCUGCGGCAGGACAGACAGACAGACAGACAGACAGACAGACAGCGUCUCCAGGCAGGAUGCUCGGGGGCUUCGUGGCGCAGGUGACUCAUGAGGGGUAAAGUGGCUCCAAAACAACAGCCCUCAGGCACCGUGGGCUGAAAUCCAAGUCCAGCACCGGCGCGGGGGCCCCGGGGCAGCGUCAGCCGAGGCCCCGGCGGGACGGGCGCUGCGGGGACACCCCUCGGUACAGACGGUUCUCGCUGGUGCUGAAGUAUUUCACUUACCUCAACUUCUUUUAAUAAAAAGAACGAAUGACAGCGCUGUUGCUGGGAGUGGAAAUCUGUCCCCCUUGUCCCGAGCAGCUCCGCUUCACCCCGGGGAGAGCGAUGGGUUCCCGGGGGUGUCCCCCGCUCCCCACGUUAAAGCUGAGUUUUGAUGUGACGUGUUCAAUCGAAGCACGUUAGCAAACGCACCUCCAGCAGUUCUUCUAUUCACACAUUUCUCAAAGCAGAACCCUGAUGGUUAAAAAUCCGGAUCACCUUAAGAACCAUCAUCUAAUUGGGGGAGGGUGUGAGGGGACGGACCCCACUGAACUCCAGAAACGCAUUCAAAACUCUUUAGCCUAAAAUAUCUACAUAUUAAAAUGCCAAGAAAAGAAGUACCAAAGCUGUAAGCUCUCAAAAGCCCAAGAUCAAAGUGCCGUCAUCUUUUAAUGUAAACCUUUUGUUGCAUCAACAGUCUUAAGAGGGAUGAGAGACAUCAAAAUAAAAACUGAGACAAACUGUG
Messenger RNA from Columba livia (rock pigeon), 9862 nucleotides. RefSeq names its product acetyl-CoA carboxylase alpha (gene ACACA). Gene Ontology annotation, cellular component: mitochondrion. Gene Ontology annotation, molecular function: metal ion binding; ATP binding; acetyl-CoA carboxylase activity. The record is from RefSeq and is a predicted model, not a curated record. Lineage: Eukaryota; Metazoa; Chordata; Aves; Columbiformes; Columbidae. The coding region runs from base 594 to 7637 and encodes 2347 amino acids. The transcript has 58 exons. Gene Ontology annotation, biological process: fatty acid biosynthetic process.